CCUUAACCAUUUACAUCGCCUCAUCCAGUUCAACCAACUCAACAAACUCAUGCUAGACACUCAACGGACAACAUUCUCUUUUUCAUAUAAAGCAUCGAAACUUACAUUUCACUGAAAACAAGAAGAAAUUGGGGUUAGAAUUGGGUCAUUACUUCAAACAUGUCCUCCUCAUUACUUCAUCCACCUAGUCACUUACCUCCAGCUACAGCCUUGCAACAUUCACAGCAAGCUCCGACUAUACUUGGAAAUACUACCGGUGCCAUUUCAAGCUCGCUUUUUCAGUCUCUCCUCUCAGCUCCGGAAACUCCUGAGUUGUGGACUACGUACGAGAAUCUCCUAUUAUCAUGUCUCCGGACUGGAGACGACGAAUCAGCACAUCAAUGUCUAGGGAGACUCGUAAACAGAUUUGGUGACGACAAUGAACGCAUUAUGGCAUUGAAAGGUAUACUUAAGGAGGCGGACGCCGAUGAUUCCGCUUCAUUAGAUGCCGUUUUGAAGGAAUAUGACCAGAUUUUACAAGACAAUCCCACCAAUAUCCCCAUACUGAAGCGUCGCGUAGCACUUCUACGGUCUACUGGACGGAUUUCAAAGGCUGUCGGCGCUUUGAUAUCACUUCUUGAUAUCUCACCUACGGAUGCGGAGGCAUGGGCCGAGCUUUCCGACCUUUACUUUUCUCAGGGGCUAUACUCACAAGCCAUAUUUGCGCUUGAAGAGGUUCUUGUCCUCCAGCCAAAUGCUUGGAAUAUGUAUGCCCGUUUAGGCGAGAUAUUGUAUAUUGCGUCGAAGUCGUCGGGCAACACAGGUCAAUUAGUCGAGGCCCUCAAGCGCUUCAGCCGAAGUAUCGAGCUGUGCGAUGGUUAUUUACGAGGUUAUUACGGCCUUAAGCUAACUACGAAGCAGCUUCUAAGCAACCCCCAGGAAGCAUUGCCAAAUCGGACAGAUUCCGAUGAGUUCGCCGUACCUGAUCGGACCACGCUUAACAGACUUGAUGAGAUGGCUACUGAGAAGCUAGCGGAGAUCGUGCGGCGCAAUUCGGCAGGAGAAAGGAGCUGGCAAGGAUACGACGAAGCAGAGAUCAAAGCGACCCGAGAGCUGCUUGAGGAUGGUUCAAACGUGACCAUUAGGUGAAGAGCUGUCGUUUAUGAUGGAACUGCUGCACGGCAGAAACUCAAGUGAUCCGCGACGAUGCCCACUUUAGCCUCACUCACAUGGUCGAGUUCCUUGCAAGGUGUUGCAGGUCAUUGCAAGUCAUUGCAAGUCAUCGUGCGACUAAUGAAAGGGAGUUGCAUCUGGCAUAUGCAAAAGGGCAAAACCACCAAUUGGUGCCUUGGGUGGAUUUCGUAUCUAGAGGCGGUGGGACUUUAGGCAUGCCGACGUGUCCAGUCUAAGCAUGCAGUAUGCUGGUUUAACCAACUACUCUACUGGAUGGCUGUUCCUACAGUAUGAAUAGCACGUGGCACCAGUCGCGCGGAUUUGGUUGUCAUGAAUCGACAAGGCGGCAAUUGCAAUUGAAUGAGCAGGAACCCAGCAUGUGGCUAGCAUUAUCUGAGCCGUAAUAUUUGGCGUGUAUCUAGAUCUGGGCGCACUACAACCGCUUAAAUACCGUAUUAUAGCAUGUAUUUGGGCAGCAAAGAGUCACAUCGUCAGGCAUCGUCUAGCCGAAAGGAAUCGAGGUCCCACAGCCAGAAACAUCUAGGAUGGGCUUAGUUGCAGACAAGUUUCUAGAUCCAUCUGCCAUUUCCGCAUUGGUCAUAGUAGGGUUACUGUUCCUGAUGCUUCUCGUCUGGGA
Messenger RNA from Annulohypoxylon truncatum, 1789 nucleotides. RefSeq names its product tetratricopeptide. Gene Ontology annotation, molecular function: protein binding. NCBI's taxonomy places the organism in Eukaryota, Fungi, Ascomycota, Sordariomycetes, Xylariales, Hypoxylaceae. Gene Ontology annotation, biological process: protein folding in endoplasmic reticulum. The record is from RefSeq and is a predicted model, not a curated record. The transcript is spliced from 4 exons. Bases 160 to 1128 code for a protein of 322 amino acids. Gene Ontology annotation, cellular component: EMC complex.